Phyllopteryx taeniolatus (common seadragon) is the source of this 7175-nucleotide messenger RNA. It is a transcript of the gene atad2b, whose product is annotated as ATPase family AAA domain containing 2B. The record is from RefSeq and is a predicted model, not a curated record. Gene Ontology annotation, biological process: positive regulation of transcription by RNA polymerase II. The transcript has 28 exons. The coding region runs from base 116 to 4420 and encodes 1434 amino acids. Gene Ontology annotation, molecular function: ATP hydrolysis activity; histone binding; chromatin binding. Gene Ontology annotation, cellular component: nucleus. Lineage: Eukaryota; Metazoa; Chordata; Actinopteri; Syngnathiformes; Syngnathidae.
CGAGCGAGAGAGAGAGAGAGAGCGAGAGAGAGAGAGAGAGAAAUGGCGCCUCGGUGCUGUGCUCUUUGAGCCAGUGUUUGGAGCCGGUUUGGAAGCCUUUCGAGCGAGACUCAACAUGGUGAACACUCGUAACAGCUCGCGGCCGGGCAGCGGCCACUUCAUCUCCUCCAGGACCCGCUCGUCGUCGAGGAACGAGCGCAACUCCGACGAACAUAAGGAGAUGAGUAGUGACGUGAGCAGUCCGCGGCUCAGCCCGCCUGCCAAGCGUCCCCACAGGGAGAUGACGUCGGAGCCCAGCUCCAGCGACACUUCGCCCUCGCCCCAGACCAAAGGCCAGAGGGUUAGCUGGGACAUUCCCACCUACCGCACCAGGUUGUCAUCUCGUAUCAUGCAAAACGGGCACGGCCACAUGGGCCACCGGAAGGAGGAGCUGGGCCAGGGCGACCACUCGCGCAUGAACGGCCACGUGGAGCUGAAGAGGAGUUGCCGUGUGAGGAAGAGCCAGUUUGCACACCUCAACCAGAGCCUGCUGUUUGACCAGCUGGUCAACAGCACUGCUGAGGCUGUCCUUCAGGAGAUGGACAACAUCAGCAGCAUCAGGCAGAACCGUGAGGUGGAGCGUCUCCGCAUGUGGACCAGAGACACAGAGGAGGAAAACAUGGACAUGUACUCUCGGGUGAAGCGGAGGAAGUCCAUGCGCCGCAACACGUUCAGCCUGCCCGCGCACCACAAAGUCAUGAGUAAAACGCAGGAGGAAGAGGAGGAAGGCACAGAAGAAUCUCACGGGGAGGAAGAGGAGGAGGACGCCGAGGAUGAGGAUGACGAAGGGGAUGAAGCGGAGGAAGCGGGGGAGGGAAAUGACAGGCCGUACAACCUGAGGCAGCGCAAGACUGUGCAAAGAUACGAGGCACCCCCGAUUGAACCAGUGAACAGGAAGCAAAGCAACCCCACACUCUUUGACACCCACAGAUCGCCAGCAAGAAGAAGCCAUAUACGAAUAAAGAAACACGCCAUCCACAGCAGCGACACAACCUCGUCCUCUGAUGAGGAGCGCUUUGAGAGGAGGAAAAGCAAGAGCAUGACUCGGGCCAGGAACAGAUGUCUGCCCAUGAACUUGACGGCGGAGGACUUGGCGAGCGGCGUCCUGCGUGAUAGGACAAAAGUGGGUGCUAGUCUGGCUGAUGUGGACCCCAUGAACCUCGACACCUCAGUGAGAUUCGACCAGGUGGGUGGCCUCGGGAAUCACAUCCAGUCCCUGAAGGAGAUGGUGGUGUUCCCGCUUCUUUAUCCUGAGGUCUUUGAGAGAUUCAAGAUUCAACCUCCACGGGGGUGUUUAUUUUAUGGCCCGCCAGGGACAGGCAAGACCCUGGUGGCCCGGGCCCUGGCCAAUGAGUGCAGCCAGGGUGAGCGCAAGGUUUCCUUCUUCAUGCGCAAAGGCGCCGACUGCCUCAGCAAGUGGGUUGGCGAAUCGGAGCGCCAGCUGCGCCUCCUCUUUGACCAGGCGUACAUGAUGAGGCCAUCCAUCAUCUUUUUUGACGAGAUCGAUGGCUUGGCUCCAGUUCGCUCCAGUAGGCAGGACCAGAUACACAGUUCCAUUGUGUCCACUCUGCUGGCCUUGAUGGACGGCCUGGACAGCCGCGGGGAGAUAGUGGUCAUCGGUGCUACCAACAGACUUGACUCUAUCGACCCGGCGCUGCGGAGGCCUGGCCGUUUCGACCGGGAGUUUCUGUUCAAUCUCCCCGGCAAGAGGGCCAGAAAGCACAUCUUGCAAAUCCACACACGGGAUUGGAACCCCAAGUUGUCUGAGCCAUUUGUAGAUGAACUUGCAGAAAAAUGUGUCGGCUACUGUGGUGCUGACGUCAAAGCACUUUGCACAGAGGCGGCACUGGUGGCGCUGCGCCGUCGCUACCCACAGAUCUACGGCAGCAGUGUCAAGCUGAAGCUGGAUGUGGCCUCCAUCGUGCUGGGGCCUGCCGACUUCUGCCAGGCCAUGAAGGCCAUCGUGCCGGCCUCCCAGAGGGCCCUGGCACCCCCGGGGCGAGCGCUGUCGCCCAUCCUCAGGCCCCUGCUGGCUGGCGCCUUCUCCUUGGUGCUUAACGCUCUCCUUAGAGUCUUUCCCCACGCUCAGUGUGCUGAGAGGGACACACACGUAGGCGGUGACAAUCAACUGCUCGAAGAGGACCUGUACAGUGAUGACGACAACGAGGACAGUGCCACUUCCAUCUACGAAAUCCAGCCUGCCUUGUGCCCCAUCAGUCCGUCACCGUCUUCUGACUCCGCCAUGCGUCGGCCCUUCAUUCAUUGCUCAUUUUCCCCCCAUCAGCAACCCACAGCGUACCGGCCCCGUCUGCUCCUGGCCGGCUCCCAGGGCUCGGGACAGAGUUCCCACUUGGCCCCUGCCUUGCUGCACCACCUGGACAAGCUGCCAGUGCACCGCCUGGACUUGCCCACCCUCUACUCCAUUAGCGCCAAAACGCCAGAGGAGUCCUGUGCUCAGGUUUUCCGCGAGGCCUGCCGGAGUGUGCCCAGCGUGGUGUUUGUGCCACACAUCUCCGAGUGGUGGGAGACGGUGAGCGACACGUUGAAGAGCACCUUCCUCACCUUGCUGCUGGACGUGCCCUCCUUCUGCCCCGUCCUCAUCCUCGCCACUGCCGAGAUGUCCUACUCACGGCUCUCUGAAGAGGUGAGGAGUAUGUUCCAGAAGUCCUACGGGGAGGUGGUCACGCUCCAGCCUCCGGGCGAAGGAGAACGGAGGAGCUUUUUCUCCGACCUGCUGCUGGUCCAAGCGGCCAGAGCUCCGCCGCGCCUCAGGAAUACAGAGCGGUGCGAGGAGGUUCUUCCUGUGGCCGAGGCCCCAGGCCCCAGGGUGCUGUCUGCCGAGGAGCAGCGUCGCCUGGCUGAGCAGGAGGAAAACACGCUACGGGAGCUACGGCUCUUUCUCAGGGACGUGACCAAGCGGCUGGCCACUGACAAACGCUUCAACAUCUUCAGCAAGCCUGUAGACAUCGAGGAGGUGUCGGACUACUUGGAGGUGAUUGGACAGCCCAUGGACCUGUCCACCGUCAUGACCAAGAUUGAUAAGCACCAGUACCUGACGGCCAAAGACUUUCUGGUGGACAUCGACCUCAUCUGCAGCAACGCGCUCGAGUAUAAUCCCGACAAGGAUCCUGGGGACAAGGUGAUCAGGCACCGAGCAUGCAGCCUCAAGGACACGGCGCACGCCAUCUUCGCCUCAGAGCUCGACCCAGAGUUCGAUCGCAUGUGCGAGGACAUCAAGGAGGCCCGCAGGAAGAAGGACCAGCAGACGCCAGUUCAGUCUGCAGUAGCAGCAACGCCGGCGGCGGCAGCGGCAGCAGCAGCAUCAACAACAGCAGCAACUCCUCCGAGUGCUUCCGGAAGCAGGAAGAGCCGAGCUGCCGCGGAACAGCAGAGCAAGGCCAGCACUCAGGGAGAGGCCACCGACAAUAAACCAUGCCCCCGCAAUCAUAUCAAGAAGAAACUCCGGCGACGACCAUCUUGGGUCCGGGGUAUCAUCCGAAAGCACAAGCACUACAAGAAGGGUGUGGAAGAGGAAAAAGGGGAGGAGCAGACCGAGGCCGAAACGGAAGCAGCAGGGCCCAGCGAUUCGUGUCUGACGCUGGACGAGGAGUCCUCCUGCGACACUCCGGGACCCCGGGCCAAUGGCCACCUCCCCCACGUCUCCUCCAUGGAGGAAGAGAGCUCCAACGAGCCCCCGGUUGGCACUGCGGAAGCUGGAAAGGAGUUGGGAAAACAAACUCAGCUGCAUUGCCUUGGAAACGAUUCCCAUCCCCAAGCAGUCGGGGGCAGCCAAACUGACACAAAACCUCCGAUUGAAAAAUCAGACUCUUCUGAAACUCAGCACACGGAGGCUCUCCAUGUAGCGCAAGUGAAUGGAAAUGAGUCCAUGGAUAGUCUAGACUCGCAGUGCCUGGAGAAAAACGGCAAGGCCGGCGAAGAAAGGACUUCCCAAAACAUGGCGGACGCUUCGGACAAAAAGGCGGCGAAGGGGGAGCACAACAGCAAUGACGAGGGGGAAUUGACUCAGGAGCACUCUGUGCAAAGUCUGGAGGAAGAUCAGGACAAAGAAGGGGACUCCAAAGCAAAGAAAUGCAAGAGGAGCCCGUCGGAGCAAAUGAAAACAUCAGUCUUGAGGAUGGAGGACGAUCUCAAACCAGCACCCCCACCACCGCCGCCACCUCCACUUGUGGUUGACCACCAGCAACUUUUGGUGCUACUCAACAUGGCGGUGAGGAAGAGCGAGGGCUUCAGCGUGGAGCAGAUGGAGCGACUGUACUCGGUGCUCAGCCAGUGCAUCUUCGCUCGCCGCAAAGAAUACGACAAGACACGACUACUGGAGGAGAUGGAAGACAGGAUCCAGCAUUUUGACACUUUCCUGUGAGAGACGUCGACGACAAAACCUCCUCAGGUAAGACCCUGAGCAACCCCCCCACCCCCCCAGACCCCCGAGCCUCCUCUUCCCAUGGGACCACAAAGACAAACAAACUGAGAGCGAAGUCAAGAGACAUUCAAUGGUGCUAUCGUCUCAGGAAAAUCUGCUUCUACACAACCAAACCCCUCCCCCUUGGAGGUGUGUCACGCCCACACACACACACGCACACACGCACACACACGCACACGCGCUAAUGGUCAUGAGCAACCCCGGUGCUACUUGGGUGCUAUUCUAACUGUAAUCCAUGCUGCUUUUCUUGGCAUUUUUCAACUCGGACAACGAGUCAAAGCAACCCCUUUCACGCACACACACACUGAUCCUCACCAGCAGAAAGAUGUGAACGCCACUUGGAGACGGACAGAAUAAUAUGGCCAAUCAGUGAAGUACACACCGCUGAGCCAAUCUCGCCCCAGAGUGGAACGCCAUAAUCGUUAUGCGCUGCCAUUGCCAUUGUUUUUUUUUUUUCCCCAUACAACUUUUUUUUUUUUUUUUUUUUUUUUACCCCCCCACACUCCCUCCCCCUCUCCUCACUUAUAUACCUGAGCCCUCCUUACUCCAUGUUUGUUAGCGAGAAAGAAGCUGUUAAAAAAAGCAUGGAUAAGCGGUGCGGAUGAGGAUAGUGGCUUUUAACGUAAAAAAGACACCUGACUAUCUCUCUACAGUUUGCGCAGUAUUUGAUAGGCAGUGUGAAAGGGGAUUGUGAUGUCACGGAAAAAAAUAUCUUGUGUGUGCAGUACCUUUAACCCUCAAUACUGAAUCAACACCUUUCAUACUGUACAGCCGUGGAAAGAAGAAAAAAAAAAAAAAAGCCAGCUUUGAUUGACACAGUUAUGCAAAAGAUUCCUGAAAAACCAAUCAAAUAUCAAAUUCACAGGACUGACUUCAACAACCCAUUCUGUUUUGUUACCUUUCUCGCAGGAGAGUGGAAAUUUUUUUUAGAUGGGCAAUGUGAAAGGGGCAAGUGAGUUUCAACGCAAACAAGACGCCCGAAUAUCUCUAAACCGGCAAAUUUGCAGGAUUGACUUCAACCCCUCAAUUCUGAAUCAAUAUGUUUCACAAAGGACAGCGAAAAACGUAGCUUGGAUGGGUGGCGUUUAAACCUGCAAAUGUGCAGAUCUACUUCAACCCCCCCAUUCCGUAUUGAUAGGUUUGCAUGGAGGACGAGCACAUGGAAUACAAGGUGUCGACUUCAACCCCCCUGAUUCCAUGUCGAGACCCUUAACACAGGACAUCCAAAAAGGCUCAAAGGUGGCUUCAAUUGCCGAGUGACAUUUAACGCAAAAUAAAGACACCUCAAUAUCUCAAGUUAAAUCAGCAAAUUCCUAAGAUCCACUUAAACGCCCCAGUUUGCUGUCUAUACCUUUCGUACAGAACAGUGGAAAACCCCCGCUUUGAUGGGCAGUGUGACAUUUAGCUAAAAACGUUUAUUUAAACUGGCAAAUGCGCUGAUCAAAUUGAACCAGCCCAUUCCGUGUUGCUGCCUUUACACGCAGGACAAAGUGAGAAAAAGAAAACAGGUAGUAGUGACCUUUAACGUCUAAAUAUUGAAAAGUUCUAAACUGUAAAAAUAUCGACCUGCCAUAUGGAACGUGCCAAGUGUUAAUCCACCCCCGUUGGAAAAGUUCCAUGUUCUGUUCUUUCAGUACCUGAGUGGAGCUUGUAUUGGCGCUAGCAACUGUUGCUAAGGCAGCAAUUUUGUCUUUAAUUUCAUUUACGCUCGCAGAAACCACCACCACCCGUUCAUCCCAGCGACCUGUUUCACACGCACGCACGGGACGAGGCUUGGAAAAGAUGGUCGACUAGUUAUGCAAAAAAAAGCUGCCGCAAGCUACCUCAGUAACUUAUUGUCAACUGUUUACUCGGUAUAGGCAAGCGGUAUUUUUUUUAAAUUAUUUAAUUUUUUUUUUUUUUUUAAGAAUCGUCGCACCAACACUCGCUACCAGUGUCAACGUGACCCCCACCCCAAUUCCCAACGUACCACCCACCCAGGCAGCAUUUUGUGACAUUAUUCAGCCUUCUUGUAUUAUUUUGGACAGAUUUCAUCUCAUGUCUAUUUAUGGUAGAUGAUUUACACUUUGUUCCAGAACCCCCCCCCCCCCCCUCGUUUUUAUGAAUUUCGUCAACCUGUAGCAUUUGUGUAGCAGGUUUUUUUGGGCGUUUGCGUACGAGGGUUUUUACACGUCUCUCAGGUUCAACACAUGCCCUUUUUUGUUGUUUUCACCGCUUUUUUGUGUGUAUUUAUUUCCCGGUGUUUACUUUGGACUUUUUUUUUUUUUUUUUUUGCAUACUGAAAAUCGUGCAGGAGCAGGACCAGACUUUUUCUUUUUGUUUUUUUUUCUUUUUCCUCCAUAUGUUAUGUUGCCAAAAGAUUUAAGAAAUGAGAGCUACAUAUUGGAAUUAAAGACAUGGUUUAGUUUAAAUGUCAUACAUUGUGAUAUUGCUUUGUUUAUUGUCGUAGCCAGUUUGGACUAACAACCAAUUUUUGUCUGGUAGUUGAAACGACUUUUUCUAGUCCAGUAUGCCGAGCGAGUGAGAGAGUCGCUUUGUUCCCGUUCUUCCUUCCUCCACGUCGCUGUCGGGGUUUCUGUUAGGUGUUUUGACCUGUUCAACACCAUGCAGCGCACUCUCAUUACUUUUUUUGUGUAAGUUAUAUUUGGAAUGGAAACACUGUGAUAUACUUGAAUAAAAAGGUGCAAAACUAUAA